CUGUAUUAAUAGAUGGAGAGAAUUCUGCCUGUGACCCCAGGGAGAGUCUCAUUUUGCCAAUGGUCCCACAGCUCAAUCCCACUUGACUAUAAAGUCCUUGUUUCCAGAACUGUAACUUGUUUCCUCUCUGCUACUGAAGACAAAAAAGGCUCCCCUUUCCACACUAAGCUGGAUGAGAGCACUGUAAGAAAGAACAAAGGCUACAAAUCUACAAAACAUGGAGAUCUUAAGUAACUUGACAUCUACAUUUCCAAAUUUCUUGUUGGCCGGCAUUCCUGGCCUGGAGUCUGCCCACACCUGGAUCUCCAUUCCCUUCGGCUGUCUUUAUGCCAUUGCCCUCUCUGGGAACAGCAUGAUCCUGUUUGUCAUCAUUACCCACCAGAGUCUCCAUGAGCCCAUGUACUAUUUCCUCUCCAUGUUGUCAGCUACUGACCUGGGCUUGACUGUGUCUACAAUGUCUACAACAUUAGCUAUACUUUGGUUUAAUGCAAGAGAAAUUAGUCUAGAUAGCUGUAUUAUCCAAAUGUUUUUUCUUCAUGGGUUUACUGUCAUGGAAUCUGGGGUGCUAGUGGCUAUGGCCUUUGACCGCUAUGUGGCAAUCUGUGACCCUCUAAGGUACACUACUAUUCUCACUAAUUCCAGGGUUAUUCAGAUGGGCACCUUAAUGAUUAUACGUAGUGUGGUAUUAAUAGCACCACUACUCUUGCUCCUUAAGCCCCUGUAUUUCUGUAGAGCAAAUAUCCUUUCCCUUUCUUACUGUUACUAUCUAGAUGUGAUUAAAUUAGCAUGUUCAGAUACUCGGGCCAACAGCAUCUGUGGAUUAAUCGGUCUCAUCCUGACCACAGGGGUGGAUACACCAUGCAUUGUCCUCUCUUAUAUCUUGAUCAUUCGCUCUGUGCUGAGUAUGGCCUCUCCCAAAGAACAACACAAGGUCUUCAGUACUUGUAUGUCCCACAUUGGAGCAGUAGCCAUUUUCUACAUCCCCAUGAUGAGCUUGUCCUUGGUGCAUCGCUAUGGCCAAUCAGCCCCCAAAGUGGUCCAUUCAAUGAUGGCCAAUAUAUACCUGCUUUUGCCCCCUGUGCUCAACCCCAUCAUCUAUAGUGUAAAAACAAAACAGAUUCGCAAGGCUAUCCUCAGUCUUCUCCUUGCAACUAAGCAGAGGUGAUUAAUUUUGAGAAAAACUUGAUAAAACUUACUUUCACUCUAGAAAAACAACUGUGGUAGGUGACUCACUAUUAGAUAAUUUUUCUCAUUUUGUUCAACAAACAUUUAUUUAGUAAGAAUGUUUUGUGUUUUCUAUUGUGAAAUAUAUGUAUGACAUACCACACGAACUUUGUAGUCCAACAGGAAUAAAAGCAAAAACUGUAAUAAUGAAAUAACAAAAAUAAUAUUCAUAGUAAUUAGCAUUUAUUGAUUGUUUAUUUUAUAUUAGGUAUCCUACUGUUUCUGAGCUUUAUUCAAUUUAUUCUUCAAAAC
This is a messenger RNA of Phyllostomus discolor (pale spear-nosed bat), 1476 nucleotides long. Its product is annotated as olfactory receptor 51F1. The record is from RefSeq and is a predicted model, not a curated record. The transcript is spliced from 2 exons. The coding region runs from base 218 to 1165 and encodes 315 amino acids. NCBI's taxonomy places the organism in Eukaryota, Metazoa, Chordata, Mammalia, Chiroptera, Phyllostomidae. Gene Ontology annotation, cellular component: membrane. Gene Ontology annotation, molecular function: olfactory receptor activity; G protein-coupled receptor activity. Gene Ontology annotation, biological process: G protein-coupled receptor signaling pathway.